Messenger RNA from Cryptomeria japonica (Japanese cedar), 961 nucleotides. Its product is annotated as xyloglucan endotransglucosylase protein 2-like. Gene Ontology annotation, biological process: xyloglucan metabolic process; cell wall biogenesis. The record is from RefSeq and is a predicted model, not a curated record. Bases 23 to 898 code for a protein of 291 amino acids. Gene Ontology annotation, molecular function: hydrolase activity, hydrolyzing O-glycosyl compounds; xyloglucan:xyloglucosyl transferase activity. The transcript has 4 exons. Gene Ontology annotation, cellular component: cell wall; apoplast. Lineage: Eukaryota; Viridiplantae; Streptophyta; Pinopsida; Cupressales; Cupressaceae.
UGGGAGCUGUUCUGUAGUAAAGAUGCUGCCCAAAAUAUUGCUGGUUUUCUUAGCAGUGGUAGCCCCUGCUGUCAUGGCUGGCACACCUAGGAAGCCUAUAGAUGUGCCAUUCCAAAAGAACUAUGUUCCCUCAUGGGCUGCUGAUCAUAUAAAGUACAUUAAUGGUGGGAAGCAGGUCACACUUUCUCUGGACAAAUCAACAGGUACUGGAUUCCAAUCUAAGGGCACAUACUUGUUUGGGCACUUCAGUAUGCAUAUAAAGAUGGUUCCUGGUGACUCUGCAGGCACUGUCGCUGCUUUUUAUCUGUCAUCACAGAACUCAGAGCAUGAUGAGAUAGACUUUGAGUUCUUAGGCAACAGGUCUGGACAGCCAUAUAUUCUUCAAACCAAUGUCUAUAGUGGAGGAAAAGGAGACAGAGAACAGCGUAUUUACCUCUGGUUUGAUCCCACCAAAGAUUUCCAUUCCUACUCUGUUCUCUGGAACAUGCAUCAGAUUGUAUUCUUAGUAGAUGAUGUUCCAAUUAGAGUUUUCAAGAACAGCAAGGACUUGGGAGUAAGAUAUCCAUUCAGUCAGCCCAUGAAGAUCUACUCAAGCUUGUGGAAUGCAGAUGACUGGGCCACAAGAGGAGGACUUGAGAAGACUGACUGGAGCAGAGCACCAUUUGUUGCAGCAUACAAGGGAUUCCACAUUGAUGGGUGUGAAGCAUCUGCUCCUCAUUCACUGUGUCCAACACUGGGCAGGAGAUGGUGGGAUCAGAAAGAAUUUGAUGAUUUGGAUGGAUUGCAAUGGAGAAGGCUGAGAUGGGUGAGGAACAAAUAUACCAUCUACAACUAUUGUAAUGACAGAGUGAGAUAUCCAAACAUGCCUCCUGAGUGUCGUAGAGACAGGGACAUCUAGUAUGAUGAAUUGUUUUAUGCAUAUUGAUAUGAACAUACUGCUUGAUCCAUUAUUGUCUACAAU